AGCAUGGGGCUUGGGUUCCUGGUAGCACCUUGCAGGGUGAGAUGGCUGCUCUCCGUCCAGAGCGACCUAGCAAGCCCUUUCUUUGAGUUGGGCCGUCCAAGUAUUUGCCUCCAGACAUCCUGCAUUCGCUACGUCCCUUUUCUGAUGCUUGAUGUCUGAACUGUCUGCAGCUGCUUUCCUCACUCCUUGGUUUUACAGCUAUUUUCCAUAUUGCCACCUUGAUGCCCACCAAAGAUUUGGAUAAAUAUUGCUGUGACAAGAAACGACAUUUGGGGAAUGAUUUUGUUUCCAUAAUUUACAAUGAUUCAGGGGAAGACUUCAAACUGGGGACCAUAAAGGGCCAGUUCAACUUUGUACAUGUCAUCAUCAAACCCCUGGAUUAUAACUGUAACCUGCUUACUUUGCAAUGCCGUAAAGAUAUGGAAGGGCUCAUUGACACAAGUGUGGUGAAGAUUGUCUCAGACAAAAACCUUUCAUUUGUGGCCCGGCAGAUGGCGCUACAUGCCAAUAUGGCUUCUCAGGUCCAUCACAGCCGCUCCAACCCCACUGACACCUAUCCGUCAAAAUGGAUUGCUCGGCUGCGCCACAUCAAGAGGCUCCGGCACAGGAUCCGAGACGAAACUCAGUACCAGGAGGCUGGUUUUCCCACCGUACAUCCUCCGGUCCCUACAAAGGCCUCUGCCCGUGUCCCUCAGGACCCAGCUCCCACCUAUGAAACUGGACAGAGGAAACGCUUGAUUUCCUCAGUGGAUGACUUCACCGAAUUUGUGUAGGAUAAAAAGCUGCCUGUGUAAACCUCUCCGGGGCACCGGGCUUGUUUUUCCCUCCCAGGCUCCAGCUGCAGACAUUUCAGCCUCUUCUCAGCCUGAGAGGUGGGAUUGCAGCUCCAUGCUCCCUUGAAAACUGCUGGCCUAAAGAGACAUGUGGCUCUUGUGCAUUUUUUUAACCAACCAUUUUGGGAUUAAGCUGCUUAAAGCGAAUGAAGACACAACUCAGAUUCGUGAUGUUUGUUUGAAGUGACAGAAGAAUACUCAGCAGCCUGACAUUAAUCUCCCCAGGCCUCCAGUGUUCCUCUGGCAUCCUAGUAGUUUCAUAAGAUGUGCCUGCUGUUUACUUCUGUUGGGGUGAUUUGUGGCUUGCGUUGAGAGUUUGAUCCCACAAGAGCUGCAGAACUGUUGGUUCUCCAACAAGAGAAAAGCCAGUAUGGCAAUCGUGUGUGGACAGUUAUUUAAGCUGAGCUUCAGGAGGCGUUGGAGGCUGAUCACUGGACAGUUUUGCUUAAAUCUGUCCCAGCUGCCUGUUGAGAGCAAAACUUACAUCAAAUUUAGGGAGAGCGUUCUGAGAGAGGGCCUCUGCAGUUCCUUUUUUUACUAGGCUGCACGGCUAAUGGGAAAUGUAAACAUUUUCCUUCUUAACUAAAGCAAGAAUUUCGUUUGCUGUUCUACAUCUGUCUCUUUGGAAUUCAGCGAUUGGAUGUUCUGUCUGUGUGGCCAAAGACUAUUCUUGGGUUCAAGCUGUAUCUGUUUGGUGUAUUCACAUAAAAAUAGGGAAAGGACCGACACUUCCCGAAAGGGGGUGAGAUAUGGGGCAGCAAUAAAACCUCAUUCUGUAUCGCUUUUCUUGUCUCUCACCUUUGCUUUGAUGCAGGAAUGAGGGGGGAAGUGUAAAGCAGUUGGUGGUGCCUGGGGUGCCAUCACUUCCAAGACUCCCUUUCAGGUACA
Molecule: messenger RNA, 1721 nt
Organism: Python bivittatus (Burmese python)
Lineage: Eukaryota; Metazoa; Chordata; Lepidosauria; Squamata; Pythonidae
Source: RefSeq, a predicted model, not a curated record